Messenger RNA from Penicillium verhagenii, 504 nucleotides. RefSeq lists its product as uncharacterized. The record is from RefSeq and is a predicted model, not a curated record. The transcript has a single exon. Lineage: Eukaryota; Fungi; Ascomycota; Eurotiomycetes; Eurotiales; Aspergillaceae. Bases 1 to 504 code for a protein of 167 amino acids.
AUGCUCCAAUCCAUCAUGGAGUGUAUCUUCGGCACACUAGCAGCCGACCCACUUCCUCCUUCAGGUGGCCGAUCUCCCGAAUCCAUCGCAUCCGACAUCGUCACCAAGAUCCUCAACGCAGAAUCGCCCGAAUCCCUACGAAAGCAGUUGAAGGAGGAAAUAGCCAUCACGGGUUGGUCCGAGGAGAUUGGAAAGGCCAUUCUACGCGGUCUGGAGGAUGCAAUCAAGGCCGGUGCGGAGAUGGCGCAGGCAGCCGCUGAUGCAGCGGCUAAAUGCAAAGAUGCCGCGAUAGGCUUUGCGACCGAGCAUCCUGUCUAUGCUACAUUGAUUGCACUGGGGAUCUUGGUCUUGCUGAUGCCAUGGGCUCUGGAAAUUAUUGGCUUCGGAGAGUUGGGCCCGAUCGAGGGCUCUUGGGCGGCGGUGUGGCAGGCCAGGUAUGCUGGCUAUGUGCCAAAGGGGGCUUUGUUUGGGUAUUUCCAGAGACUGGGUAUGACCUGGCAUUGA